GCGGCCGCUACGGUGCUGACAAGAUGGCGGCUGGCGGGGCUGUCGCUGCGGCGCCGGAGUGCCGGCUUCUGCCCUACGCGCUACACAAGUGGAGCUCCUUCUCCUCUACUUACCUUCCCGAGAACAUUUUAGUGGAUAAACCAAAUGACCAAUCUUCAAGGUGGUCCUCAGAGAGCAACUAUCCUCCCCAGUACUUGAUUCUGAAACUUGAAAGGCCUGCUAUAGUCCAGAACAUCACAUUUGGAAAAUAUGAGAAAACUCAUGUCUGCAAUUUGAAAAAAUUUAAAGUCUUCGGUGGAAUGAAUGAAGAAAAUAUGACAGAGUUGUUGUCCAGUGGCUUAAAGAAUGAUUAUAACAAAGAAACAUUCACCUUGAAGCAUAAAAUUGAUGAACAGAUGUUCCCUUGUCGAUUCAUUAAAAUAGUUCCACUCUUAUCCUGGGGACCCAGCUUUAACUUUAGCAUCUGGUAUGUUGAACUUAGUGGCAUUGAUGAUCCUGAUGUAGUACAGCCCUGUCUCAACUGGUAUAGCAAGUACCGUGAACAGGAAGCCAUUCGCCUUUGCCUAAAACACUUUAGACAACACAACUAUACAGAGGCCUUUGAAUCGCUGCAAAAAAAAACCAGGAUUGCCCUGGAACAUCCCAUGUUAACAGAUCUACAUGAUAAACUGGUGUUGAAGGGUGAUUUUGAUGCUUGUGAAGAAUUGAUUGAAAAAGCUGUAAAUGAUGGUUUAUUCAAUCAGUAUAUCAGUCAACAAGAAUAUAAGCCACGAUGGAGUCAAAUCAUUCCCAAAAGCACCAAGGGUGAUGGAGAAGAUAACCGACCAGGAAUGAGAGGGGGCCAUCAGAUGGUUAUUGAUGUUCAAACAGAGACCGUUUAUUUGUUUGGUGGCUGGGAUGGAACUCAAGAUCUUGCUGACUUCUGGGCGUACAGUGUGAAGGAGAACCAGUGGACAUGUAUCUCUAGAGACACUGAGAAAGAGAAUGGUCCUAGCGCCAGAUCAUGUCAUAAGAUGUGCAUUGACAUUCAGCGAAGGCAAAUCUACACAUUGGGGCGUUAUUUGGAUUCCUCUGUGAGGAACAGCAAAUCUCUGAAAAGUGACUUCUAUCGUUAUGACAUUGACACAAACACAUGGAUGUUACUCAGUGAGGACACUGCUGCUGACGGAGGGCCAAAAUUGGUGUUUGAUCAUCAGAUGUGUAUGGAUUCAGAAAAACAUAUGAUCUACACCUUUGGUGGUAGAAUUUUGACAUGUAAUGGCAGCGUAGACGACAGCAGAGCCAGUGAACCACAGUUCAGUGGGUUGUUUGCUUUCAACUGUCAAUGUCAAACUUGGAAACUUCUUCGAGAGGACUCCUGUAAUGCUGGGCCUGAGGACAUCCAGUCUCGGAUAGGACACUGCAUGCUAUUCCACUCAAAAAAUCGUUGCUUAUAUGUAUUUGGUGGCCAGCGAUCGAAGACCUAUUUGAAUGAUUUCUUUAGUUAUGAUGUGGACUCUGAUCAUGUAGACAUAAUAUCAGAUGGCACCAAGAAAGACUCUGGAAUGGUUCCAAUGACAGGAUUCACACAGAGAGCAACCAUUGAUCCCGAACUGAAUGAAAUACAUGUCUUAUCUGGACUCAGCAAAGACAAGGAGAAGAGGGAGGAGAAUGUCAGAAAUUCAUUCUGGAUUUAUGACAUUGUGAGGAAUAGUUGGUCUUGCGUCUAUAAGAACGAUCAAGCUGCAAAAUAUCCAAGUAAAAGUCUUCAGGAGGAAGAGCCAUGUCCAAGAUUUGCCCAUCAGCUUGUAUAUGAUGAGUUACAUAAGGUUCACUAUUUAUUUGGUGGGAAUCCAGGAAAAUCUUGCUCCCCAAAGAUGAGAUUAGAUGACUUCUGGUCACUGAAGUUAUGUAGGCCUUCAAAAGAUUACUUACUGAGGCACUGCAAGUACCUGAUAAGAAAACACAGGUUUGAAGAAAAGGCCCAAAUGGAUCCCCUUAGUGCUCUGAAAUAUUUACAAAACGAUCUUUAUAUAACUGUGGAUCAUUCAGACCCAGAAGAGACAAAAGAGUUUCAGCUCCUAGCUUCUGCUCUGUUCAAAUCUGGUUCAGAUUUUACAGCUCUAGGCUUUUCCGAUGUGGAUCACACCUAUGCUCAAAGAACUCAGCUCUUUGACACCUUAGUAAAUUUCUUUCCUGACAGCAUGACUCCUCCCAAAGGCAACCUGGUAGACCUCAUCACGCUGUAACUGAAGAGUCACUGGACAGAAAUGGAGAACGUCUGAUUUCAGUAUUUUGGAGUCCAACUCCGUUGACCGACAAUUAGGCUGCAGUGAUUGAGGACUGCACCAGAAUUUUGAAGGGAUCUUUACUGUCACAAGUUUUAACCCUCUUCCUUCAUACCUGACCUCAGCCCCUUUCUCCUCAUCCCAUUCCUGAAUUAGGCUAAUAAAGUGAAAUUGGUAUACUUUCCAUUUAAA
Messenger RNA from Lynx canadensis (Canada lynx), 2459 nucleotides. RefSeq names its product muskelin 1 (gene MKLN1). Gene Ontology annotation, cellular component: cytoplasm. Gene Ontology annotation, molecular function: protein binding. Lineage: Eukaryota; Metazoa; Chordata; Mammalia; Carnivora; Felidae. The record is from RefSeq and is a predicted model, not a curated record.